Molecule: messenger RNA, 378 nt
Organism: Lichtheimia ornata
Lineage: Eukaryota; Fungi; Mucoromycota; Mucoromycetes; Mucorales; Lichtheimiaceae
Exons: 4
Coding region: 1-378 (125 amino acids)
Biological process (GO): nuclear-transcribed mRNA catabolic process; mRNA splicing, via spliceosome
Cellular component (GO): catalytic step 2 spliceosome; spliceosomal tri-snRNP complex; Lsm1-7-Pat1 complex
Molecular function (GO): RNA binding
Source: RefSeq, a predicted model, not a curated record
AUGUCUGAUCGCGGAGGUCGUGGUCAUUACAGAGGUCGUGGUGGCGGUGGCCGUGGUGGUCGUGGAGGCGGUCGCAGUGGACAUCAGCAAGACAAGCCCAAGAAAGAAUCCAUCCUCGAUCUCAGCAAAUACAUGGAAAAGAAAGUGCGUGUACGCUUCAAUGGCGGUCGUGAAGUUGUCGGCAAGCUUAUGGGCUAUGAUCCGUUAUUAAACCUGGUGCUUGAUGAGACCGUUGAAUAUCUCAAAGAUUUGGAAACAGGAUACAUCACUGACAAGACGAGAACACUUGGCCUUGCCGUGCUACGAGGAACAGCUGUCAUUUUGAUAUCACCUUUCGAUGGUAGCGAAGAGAUUGAGAACCCUUUCUUGGCUCAGUAA